AUGGAGGAAGGAGACGUCUCAGAUUCAUCCGUGCAGUCUGGGGUGACUGCUGGGCACAACACGACAGAAACAAACACAAACUCUGAACUCAACCCGAAGCCCCUUGUGUUCAGGCUCCUGGAGGUGAAUAACGAGCUUGGGAGUGAAGAGGUCGAAGAGGGUGAGGAGAAAGAAAUACAAGAAGAGGACAAUGAGUAUGAAGUGUUCACCGAGUCCACUACACACUCUAAGACUCACAAAUCCCAAGAGGCCUCCACAUCCUCCAAGUCCUGCAAGGACAGUGACGAUCCUCCCCAGUCCCGCAAGGCCAGCGAUUCCCUCCAGUCCCGUAAGGCCAGCGAUCCUAUCCAGCCCCGCAAGGCCGUUGAUUCUCGCCCGUCCCGCAAGGGCAGUGAGCCCCUCCAGGCCCGCAAGGGCAGUCCUCUUCAGUUACUUCGGGUUCACGGGCUUGGAAAAGGCGAUUUGCUUCCCAACGCAAUGGUUACGACCGCCCCAUCUUUGAUUGCCAAAUACCUACCACGGCUCCAGCUGACUUCUCCUAGCGCACAAUCUGCUUCCCGUGACCUUGUAGGGAAAUGUUUUUUUUCCAGAAAGAGAGCUGAAGAUCUCUCUAGACCGAAAAAGCAAUGGGGAACGCCAGAUAGAAGGUUGUUUUGGGGAAAUCAAGAUACUAUUCGCCCUGUUUCUGAGGCUGCUUUAAAAGUUCAUUUGACCAAGAGACUUGAGGACCUCGCUCAGCCCAAACUGGUCUCCCAACACUAUGUCCCUAACAGGGCUCAGUAUUACUACAGCUGCGGCAGAGAGUCUAUGAUUUGGGAGAUCCCUCCUCCUGCGCUGAUUUCCCAGCCUUCUAAAAGGAUCCAGAAGCUCGCAAAACCCAACAAAUACAAAACACAGUUUCUGCUAGAUAGGGAUAACUUAGAGCCAGAGACUUUACAUUUCUCCGGACCUUCUCCCCGGAUUCUGCAGCUCUCCGUAGCCAAAGGCACAGAUCCCAACUAUGUUCCCCCUAAAAGCAUUGAAACCAAGAUUUCCUUCUCUACCUUGAGUGCUGUUGCAAGUCCAAGGAUCAUAGACCUUGCCCACCCAAGGAUCAAGAUAGAAGGCCUAUGCUAUGAGAGAGUAAAGAAUGAACUGCCAAUUCGUCCCGUAGCCCCUGCUGCCCUGCUUGCUAAACCUACUGACCGAACUGUAAAUCUAGCAAAGUCCAAACGUGUUCAUGAAGACUAUCUCCCUGCCCGAGAUCCCCAUUGGCCUGUAUCUUAUGCUGCUGCCCAUUCUCGGGUGUCUGACAGAAUCCAGGAACUGGCUCAUCCACCGGCAAGGACUUCAGUGCAUAUUGUAUACUAUGACCCUGACGUCUUUAAAGUCAAGCCUUCUGCUUUGAGAGCACAGUGUUCUCCCAGGGUCAAGGAGCUGGCGGAACCCAUUGUGCGCUAACUUCAACCAGCCAACAACCCGAGGCUGACACGAGUUACGGAGUUCCGUAUCCGGAACAUGCAGCAGAUGACUUGGUUCCCUGCCUUUGUGUUUACAUCUUACCACUAUCCUCCCAAAUAUGAGACUUCCAGGGAGUGAGCAUCAGAUAGGCACUGUCUGUGAUCCUGUCUUUACCGAGUUUGGGGACUCCACCCUGCAAUAAAGGGGAAACCAAUACCUGUUUCGAAAUCUC
Messenger RNA from Cricetulus griseus (Chinese hamster), 1672 nucleotides. The record is from RefSeq and is a predicted model, not a curated record. Lineage: Eukaryota; Metazoa; Chordata; Mammalia; Rodentia; Cricetidae.